Apiotrichum porosum is the source of this 573-nucleotide messenger RNA. RefSeq lists its product as uncharacterized. Lineage: Eukaryota; Fungi; Basidiomycota; Tremellomycetes; Trichosporonales; Trichosporonaceae. The transcript has 2 exons. The coding region runs from base 1 to 573 and encodes 190 amino acids. The record is from RefSeq and is a predicted model, not a curated record.
AUGGCCGACGUUCCCCUGCCCUUUAUGCUCAGCACGCUCAAACACAACGAGCUGCAGGUCCUCUCCUACCUCUCCAAGACAAUCCACGAGCGCAUCGCCCUCCUCCACACGCACCGCGCCGACCUCGACGCCGCUCUCGUCGCGCUCAAGCGUCUCGAUGACCCGCGCGUCCCGCCCGACGACAAGCCGUCGCUCACAGAAACGCUGCACCGCGUCCUCGCCACCCAGCGUUCCGUCAACCACUACAUACCCUACAAGGCCACCCAGUGGCACUUUGCAGCCAUGGUCAUGGCCUUCCAGCACGCCAUUGCCCAAAUGACGACACGCCACAGCCCCAGCCACAGCCACACCCACAGCCCAGAUUCAGACAGCACGCACACCUACACCCAAGCCCACGACGCGCUGGUGCACGCCCGCGUCCUCGCCGUUAACCGCGCGCUCGCGAGCUUUGUCGAUUCGGCACAUGGGCUGUGUGCCGCGUCCCUUGGGCGUGUGGGUGUGCUGGAGAAAGAGGUGGCGGCGGCGAUGGGGAGGGUUGACGCGUGCAUGGGCAUGGAGUCGCUGCCCGUUUGA